AAUAUAAUCAAGCAAAACCAGCGUGGCACUUGGGAGAGCUACGAACCUAGCUCUUCUCUCUUUCAUUCCAGUUUGCGUUCUGACAAGGUCCUGAUGCCGGUGGAGUGGAUCCCGUUGGUGGGGCUCGUGCUUAACGUGGCCGCACGAGUGGGGCAGUACGCGGGAGAAGCUCUGCGCUACAGGAAGAAGUGCCAACUCCUCCGGACCCGCGUGCAAAUGAUCUCGACCCAGCUGCGCGCUCUGGAUGAAGCACAAUGGACGCCGGACCCGCUGGCGACUAAGGACACGCUGGAAUGCCUUCGCGAAGUCCUCGGCCGCGCCGAGCUCCUCGUGGUGUCCUGCCUUCUCAGGAAGAAGGCCUUCGAUUUCCUCAAGACUUUCAAGAACAAGGGCGAGUUCGCAUUCGUGAAUCAGCAGAUCAGCCACAUCAUGGAGGCCUUCCACCUGGCCAACCAUACCCUGCUUCUUCUCGCUCGCAACGACAGCAUCUUCAUGGUCGUGCUUGACACGCUAAUCAAAGAUGAAGCCUGCAGGCGCCUACCACAGGUUAUAAAGAAUGUGCUGGAGGAAUCUAUGAGCGGAUUGCGGCAUAGUGACAAUAUGCCAUCGGAGAAGAAGAGGAGGCUGGAACUGAUAAGAAGGGACCUAAGAGAGGGAUUAGACUGGGACGCAGCGAAAACAUCAUCAUCAGGAAGCAGGGGCCAGAACCAGAACGACCCUGUGCUGAAGGAAGUUGCCGAGUUCGCGGGGGAAAUUGUGGAGGAGGCGAAGGCUGUGAGCCACAACAAGGAGGAGGUUCAGCGGGUGGCCCAGCUCGUCCAGAAGGUGAUCUACCUCCUGCCCCAUCUGCAGCCUCCCCUGUUGACGCAGAAUCAAGCGACGAUCACGAAGCUCCUGGACAACCUCAAAGGCGCACACCAAACCAUCACGCAGCAGCACAGGCCCCUUCACUGCGGCCCUUCGGCCCUGGUGCCCAGCAGCUUCUGGAGGCAGCAAGCCAAACGGAUCGCCGAGCUUGGAAACACCAUCGAGGAGGUUUACCAAACCCUCACACUCAAGGUCGUGCGGCACAUCACGGCCAACGCGUAACCUGCACGCAGGUCACGCUGUGCACAUUAUGCCACAGAGCCAAAUCCACGGACACCUCAAAUUAUAUAUGUUCCUCUCGACUCUCCUAGUAUACUUGAACGAAGAUUGAUGAACUAUACAUUUACAAAUGUAUGCAUUUACUUGCAGGCAUGCAUGUAAUCUGGCCUAUAUAUAGAUAUGUUGCCUAUGCCGUCUCUUUUGUUA
Molecule: messenger RNA, 1293 nt
Organism: Panicum hallii
Lineage: Eukaryota; Viridiplantae; Streptophyta; Magnoliopsida; Poales; Poaceae
Exons: 4
Coding region: 94-1089 (331 amino acids)
Biological process (GO): cell surface receptor signaling pathway
Source: RefSeq, a predicted model, not a curated record